Molecule: messenger RNA, 1697 nt
Organism: Paramisgurnus dabryanus
Lineage: Eukaryota; Metazoa; Chordata; Actinopteri; Cypriniformes; Cobitidae
Source: RefSeq, a predicted model, not a curated record
AUGAUUGAUCAGUUCCCUGCAGAUUAUAUGCAGCAGUGUUGCCUUGGGGUUAUGCGCAAAAUGUUACUCAUGUGGCUGAGGGGACCACUGGGAAUCAGACUGUCAUCUGGCCAUGUUAAGCAGGUCAGUUUACAGCUUCUGAAGCUUAAAGCAUGCAUUCCCAAUGUGUUUGCAAGGAAGCCAAGAGGGUUGGAAGAGAUUGAUAGAUGGAAGGCCACAGAGUUGAGACAGUUUGCCCUCUAUACAGGAAAAAUUGUGCUUAAAGGCAUAAUUGCAGAACAGCUCUAUGAGCACUUCCUGGUUUUUAGUGUGGCAUUAUCCAUCCUUGUCUGCCCAAGAUUGUCAAAACAUUACAAUCACAAUGCAGAGGAGUUGUUGAUGUACUUCAUUGCACAGGGAAGACAUUUGUAUGGGGAUGAGUUUCUUGUCUACAAUGUCCACAGUUUGGUACACCUGGCAUCGGAUGCAAACCUUUAUGGAAGUCUAGAUGAGUGCAGUGCUUUCUCUUUUGAGAAUUACUUGCAUCAGCUAAAGAGAUUGGUUCGUUCUGGGCGAAAUCCUCUUUCACAGAUUGUGAGGCGGCUUAGGGAAGCAGACAAACUGAGCAAGAUACUUCGUGAACCAAACAAGACUGUAGAAAUAAAAAAACCCAACAAUGUCUUCACUCUUAAGCUGGGCGUACACGAUACAGAUAUAGAUGAGCCUUUUGCCAAGAGAUUGAAGAAAAAGACUGCCACAUCUGCCACAAUUACUCCCCAGACUCCACAGAUGCCAAACAUGCCUUCCUUCACCCCAUCAAUGGAUUUCUUUUCAGCCAGACACAACGAGGACAGCCCCACUUUGCUAAAAAAUGUGGCUGUGACCUCAACAAGGACUAUGUUACAGAGCAGUGACAAAGGUCCUUCUAUGACCAGCACUCCGAAUACAACUUCAAACACUCAGACUUUGCUCACAAAUUUAGAUGUGACCUCAACCAGGACUAUGUUACAGAGCAGUGACCAAGGUCCUUCUAUGACCAGCACUCCGAAUACAACUUCAAACACUCAGAAUGAUUCUUGUAUACCAGCAUAUGUGAGGGCCAUCUUUAUUAAACUGGACAAGAUCGAACUCUCUCUAGAGAACAUUCAGUCCAUUUUAACCAAAAACAUGGGUUCUGAUGACCCUGAAAUUGAAGAGCUGACCAGGUCACUACAGACUCCAGCCCAACUUGAAGAAGCUUCUGACAAGCUAAAGGACACAGCUCACAGAAAGAAAGUGGUUGAUUAUCUGUCACUGCUGGGUGGUAAAUCUCCUGGUGACUCUGUACGACGGAUAAUGCGAAAAAUUGGAACAAAUGCUCUUUGGGCCAAUUACAGUUUGAAGGGUCGAAAGGGGUAAAGAAAUUUUCAGGACCUGGCUAUAUAUCCCAUCAUAAUCCAGGCCUGCCAGAAGAUCCACCCCACGACUCUUCAAAAAACGAUUGAGAACUGUGUAGCGGAUACAUUACGAUAUGCUCCACACAGAAUCACUCAGGUCAGUGUUAAUUGUUUGUUUAAAAGACAAGGAUGUAAAGUAUUCGCUUUUCAGCAAAUUAUGCUUUUUUCACAUACAUUUGUGACUUGUGUUAAUUUAUUUUUUAUAAGAAUUAUAUAGAAAUUCCACUAUUGUGACAACACAAACUUGAUUAGAUCAAAGAUGAAAAUGUAUUGGCUUUAAGA